AGUUGCUUUUUGUUUAAGUAAACAUAUCAGAUUGAUGAAUACCUUGCUCAGCUGCUGCUUUAAUGAAAUGGAUCGCUUUCUCCAAAGAUUUGGCCAAAUCAUAGUAUGCUGGCGACGCUUGUACAGCGGCUACUUUGACUACAGGCAUAUUGCGUUAAGUAGGCUAUUGCAUAACAAUUUGGGAGAAGGUAAGGUGGUCUGACGUCUUCAUCCAACGGGUGAGUACGCCUUCUCGCAGUCCUAGGUUUUCACACCGUUUACGACACUUUCAAAUUCAGAAAUGUAAACCAAGUCGGUGCCCACAUCUCAUCCUUUCUGUUCUCUUCAAUUGUUGAUUGACCUCGAUAAAAUUUAGUAGCCCCAUCAGUUCUCCCAGUAUCCGUAAGCAGGGUUGACCGCCUGUCCGAUCUUGCGCUGACGACAUGGCUGAUCCGAACGUGUUAAGCCAGUUCUUGUCUCUGCCUCAAGGAGAAAAAGUCAUUGCUGAAUACAUAUGGCUUGGAGGAACUGGAAAGGAUCUCAGAUCGAAGACAAAAGUGCUAGACAGGAAACCCUCUUCCAUUGCUGAUGUGCCAAUGUGGAGCUGCGACGGCUCGUCGUGCUUCUUCAAGGAGGCCAAAAUGACCUACAGCGAGAUAUUACUAGUGCCAAAGGCCAUGUACACCUGCCCCUUCUUGGGCAGCCCAAACCUUCUGGUCUUGGCGGAGGCAUACCAGACUCCCAACAACACUGAAACGCCCACCAACGGAUCUGAUCUGCCUGCUCUACAACCUGGCAUGUGCCUGCGCAGGGCGGCAUGUGCCGCUGUGAUGGCCCAGGUGGAAGAGCAGGACCCCUGGUUUGGCAUCGAGCAGGAGUACUACAUUCUUGACCCUGCCACAAAGUGGCCCCUGGGAUGGUCCGGCUACUUUGACCCCCAGAAUCAAAUUCAAUUGUCCUUUGGGCUGCAGUUUGCGACGGGUCCGUUCUUCUGCACGCCGGGCACGGGCGCGUUUGCGGGCCGGGAAGUUGCAAUGGCGCACCUGAAGGCAUGCGUGGCGGCCGGCAUCCGCAUCGGCGGCGUCAACAGUGAGGGCAUGCUUGGCCAGAACGAGUACCAGGUGGGGCCCUGCAGGGGCAUUGAGAUGGGCGAUGAGCUGAUCAUCAGCCGCUACAUCCUCAUGCGCAUCGGCGAGCUAUUCAAUGUCAUCAUCAGCUUUGAGCCCAAGCCCAUCCCAAACACUAACGCAGGCACGGGAGGGCACACAAAUUACAGCACAAAGGCCACGCGCACGAAGGGCUCCGGCUGGGAGGCAAUCCAGCAGUAUGCAAAGCUGCUGGAAUCACGGCACAAGGAGCACAUGGCGGCUUACGGUGGCGCUGAUCGGCUGCUGGGCGCUUACUAUGCGCCCAGCGCCAAUGAAUUCAGGUGGGGUGUGGGGGACCGCGGAGCUUCGGUGCGAGUGGGCAAUUUGGUGCCCCUGCAAAAAUGCGGGUACAUGGAGGACAGGAGGCCCUCUGGUGACCUGGACCCUUAUGUGGUCACCCGGAUGCUGGUCGAGACAACUCUGCUGCUUCAAUAG
Messenger RNA from Coccomyxa subellipsoidea C-169, 1562 nucleotides. Its product is annotated as glutamine synthetase. The coding region runs from base 423 to 1562 and encodes 379 amino acids. Gene Ontology annotation, cellular component: cytoplasm. NCBI's taxonomy places the organism in Eukaryota, Viridiplantae, Chlorophyta, Trebouxiophyceae, Coccomyxaceae. The transcript is spliced from 7 exons. Gene Ontology annotation, molecular function: glutamine synthetase activity. The record is from RefSeq and is a predicted model, not a curated record.